Rotaria sordida is the source of this 1331-nucleotide messenger RNA. NCBI's taxonomy places the organism in Eukaryota, Metazoa, Rotifera, Eurotatoria, Philodinida, Philodinidae. The record is from the annotation of a GenBank genome assembly.
AUGAAUUCCAGUCCAUUGUGGGAACAUUUUCAUCAAAUUUUCGUAAAUAAUUCACAACAACAAUUUGUAUCAUGUAAUGAAUGUAAAACAUUAUUGGCAUUUACAUCGACAAAUGGCACUAAUAACUUGAAAAGUCAUUUAAAUUCUUGUUCAAGAACAACGGCACAAUUAAAUGAUUCUAAUCAAACAACAGUACAUGAAUUUUAUUCAUCGACAAAAAAAAUAAAAAUUUCAAAGAAAAUUAAAUUAUCUGUAGUACAAGCAUGUACUGAAUUUUCAGCAUUAGAUGCCAGAGCGUUUGAUACAAUGAAAGGAUAUGGUUUUCAAAAUUUAGCACAAGUAUUAUUUGAUGCUGGUCGUUCAUUUGCAAAUUCAUCAAUACAGGUACAAGAUGUUCUGCCACAUCCUACGACCAUCAGUAGGAAUGUUGGGAGAAUGUAUGAACAAUCAAAAGCACAACUAAUUAAAAUAUGUGAAAAAAUAAAAAGUUUUUGUAUAGUGGUAGAUAGUUGGACAGAAGAGUUCACGGGUAUAAAUUAUUGUGGUAUUGCAUUACGAUUUAUCGAUGAUAAUCAUAGAUUAUUAUCCUUUAUUCUUGGGUGCUAUGCUUAUGAUGCACCCAGUCAUUCAGCUAUGCAUUUUCGUGCUUUUGUUGAUAGUAAAUUAAAUGAAUAUAAUUUACAACUUGAUUCAUCUAAAUUUGUUGUUUGCGAUAACGAAGUUAAAAUGUUAGCUGCUUUUCGUGAUAAUUGUACAAGAAUAGGUUGUUCCGAUCAUUACCUUAACAAACAAUUGCAGCACGCGUUCGAAUCAACUGAAAUUCAUACAAAUAAAAAUACAAUUGAGAAGGUUAAUUGUGCAACAGGUCAAAAUGUUUUCUUUCACGUGAAAAAAAUUGUUACUCAUGUUAGACGACCACAUCGUCAACAACAUUUGUCAAUGAAAUUACAAAUUUAUAGUGAAACCAGAUUCAAUGGUGCUAUGUCAAUGCUUGAUAUCUUUCGGAAUGUGUUUUAUGAAUUGCCAAUGGUAUUAACAAAUACAAAAUUUAUGGACAAUUACAAUUUAAUUGAUAAACAAGCACUUGAUGAUAUAUGUCAUUUUCUUCAACCAUUUGGAGAAGUUACUGAAGCACUUAGUGAAGAUCAACGACCUAGUUUACAUCGAGUAAUACCAUUGCGACAAUGUUUAAUUAUUAAAUGUGAAAUUACUGAAGAAGAUUCAAUAGCAAUAGCUGAAUUAAAAUUAUUUAUAGGUGAGAAAAAUCAGACUAAGUGCUUUCACAUUGUUGCACUUGAUGAAAAGUUUACUUAGUACAUGUGUUUUUUUUU